AUGCUAGCUCGUCUGCAGGAUUAUGUUAUUACACUAGAUGAUAUUCCUUCUAACGAAGAUAUUGUUAAUUUUGCUUUAUUUAUAGAUUAUGAUCCAGUUGUGUAUGAGAAAGCAGCCAAUGAUGAUCGAAAUAAUCCAGAGAUGGUUGCAAAGUUCAGGAAGAUUAUGACUAAGCAGUUUGAGAUGACUAAUAUGGAACUCAUGUCAUAUUUUUUGGGAAUUGAAGUCUUUCAGUUUGACAGUGGAAUUUUUAUAUCUCAAAAGAAAUAUGCAAGUGACAUUUUAAAGAAGUUCAAAAUGGAUACAACAAAGCCAAUUAUGACACCAGUUGAAGAAAAAUUGAGGUUGACCAAGGAAGGCGUUGGUAGAUAUGUGAAUCCCACCUAUUUUAAAGGUUUGGUAGGGAGUUUCAGAUAUUUGACAUCUACAAGGCUAGAUAUCAAUUUUGUUGUUGGUCUGAUUAGCGGGUUCAUGAAAAAUUCAUGUCAGUCAUACUUCCAGGCAACUAAGACAAUUUUGAAGUAUACUGGAGGCAUUCGUAGUGAUAGCAUUUUUUAUUCUGGAAGUGAUCCAGUUGAAUUGUUUGGCUACACAGAUAUUAAUUGGACAGAUGAUACAGUAGAGAGGAAGAGUACUUCAGGUUAUGCAUUUUUUAUUGGUUCUAACUUGUUUUCCUGA
This is a messenger RNA of Coffea eugenioides, 678 nucleotides long. RefSeq lists its product as uncharacterized. NCBI's taxonomy places the organism in Eukaryota, Viridiplantae, Streptophyta, Magnoliopsida, Gentianales, Rubiaceae. The record is from RefSeq and is a predicted model, not a curated record. The transcript is spliced from 2 exons. Bases 1 to 678 code for a protein of 225 amino acids.